Molecule: messenger RNA, 2028 nt
Organism: Peniophora sp. CBMAI 1063
Lineage: Eukaryota; Fungi; Basidiomycota; Agaricomycetes; Russulales; Peniophoraceae
Source: the annotation of a GenBank genome assembly
AUGUUUCCUAUCACCUGCAAUGCAGUAGGGGAUAUUGUAGUCUUGGCGACUUUUGUUCUAGACAUCGCUCGCGCCUUGAGCGAAUCUAGCGGCUCGACCUCCGAGUAUCGCUCCUGCAUUGCCGAGCUCAACUCCCUUCACGUCGUACUGGCCUCUGUAGCUCGCGUCGCGGAAUAUACUGCCGACAUCGGGCUACAAGACGAAAUUGUGCGCGAGGCAGCAGAAUGCGCCGUCGCUGUGGAACGUGUGCUCGAGCGCGUGGCUAAAUUCUCCUUAUUGGAUCCUCGCGAUUCCUUGAAGGGCAUGCCUCUUAUCAGGAUGAAACGCCUGUGGUACAAGCUUGAGUGGCGCUUCUCUCAGCGCGGCCGAGUAAACGAAUUCCGCGCGGAGCUGGCCGUAGCCACGCAGCGCCUCACGGCGUAUCUAGCCGUUUUGAAUGCGGACGCUGCCAACACUCUGCGCGAAUCUCUGACACAGCACUUCAACGUAUGGACGGCAGACGUAUGCUCACAUCUUCUCGAGCAAUUCGCUGUCGCGGGAGCACACGACGUGCGAGUUUCGCCAGCCACCUCGGACAACCCAUCCAUCCAACGCACUAACCAGCCCGAAAGUGCUCAAGUGACGAGUGAAUUUGGCACUACUCUGGAAGGCAUGGAUAGCGGCAAAACAGUGGCCGUAGCCCUGUUGUGUGUUGCGAUCUGCACGGUGCACGAUACCCCGCAGGCAGUCCAUACUGCCCUACUACUCGCCGCAGUGUGCCUGUUACUGCAUGGUAUGACGCGCAAUAGCUACUCGAGAUCGCGUUCCGUCGGCUACUGCCCGUCCAACUCGAUGGUCCUCUUCGAUGCGCUUGGGCGACGUCUGAUUCUACCACUCGAGCUAUGCGAGACUUACGAGAGCUUUCACGCCACACUUCUCAACCUUUUCUCUCAGUCAAAAGGUCGCUGGUUCGUAGACAGAUACAGAUACGAGCUUCUGGAUCGUACCAGAGGCGACACUGUGUCGCGUGAGAGCUGGAAAGGCCGGAUGCUUCCAGGCCAGCAAAUGGAGAUGUACGUUCUCGUACAGCAGAUGAGUGAUACCAAGAGAAGACGCAUCGAGUGUCCUUGGUGCUUUGCAAUGAAUACCAAUGAUCAGGUACCCUCCUCACGCGAUAUUGUCUGUAAACAAUGCAGCAGGUGCUUUGCUAACAGCAACGUGCCGUGGCAACACUCGUCGGCCCCAUACAGAGCUUCAUACAUAGAUGACGUCGACGUAGCAUUUCAAACACACAUCAAUUUCGACGAUUGGGGCGUGUAUCCUCGGUCGAGGGCGCCAUUGGUGUGUGAGAAGAUAGAUAAUGCACCCAAAGGCGAAGUCAGCCCAGUCUGGCAGACGCAGAUUCGCGAUCUCAAGCGCAUACAUGUUUUCACCGUACUUCCUCCCAAUCUUUGGGUUACGAAGACUUCAUGCCGUAGUGAGCUACACAGGGCCGCUGAGAACGACCACGCCGCAUUCGCACUCGCGCUUCUCGAGAAAGGCGAGGACAUUGACUCCCGCGCAGCAUCUGGGCAUACUGCUCUUCAUUGCGCGGCGACUCAUGGUUAUCUGCGUAUAAUAUCACUCCUCAUCGACUACGGCGCGGCCAUCGACGCUCUAGCAGACGAUGACGCAACUCCCCUUGCGUGCGCCGUCAUGUUUCAUCAGCGGGAGGCCGCUUCCUUACUUCUGGCCCGAGGUGCAAUUGUCAAUGCAUCGGAUAGGGCCAAAGCCGUCGUUCUAUACGCCGCCGCUGGGACAGACGACGUCGACACUGCGCAGGUGUUGAUCCGCCUCGGAGUCGAUGUGAACACACGAUUCGCGAACGAGAACGAGACAGCGUUGCACGUAGCGGCGGAGAGCGGCAGGAGUAGACUUGUCGAAGUCCUGCUUCGGCACGGUGCCGACGUCAAGGCACGUACAACUGGCGGCAAGACCCCACUUUUACUGGCAUCGGAACGCGGGCAUAGAAAUGUGGUGACGAUGCUCCUUGAGAGUGGUGCUGUAUAG